Pistacia vera is the source of this 1773-nucleotide messenger RNA. RefSeq names its product receptor-like protein EIX2. Gene Ontology annotation, molecular function: protein binding. The transcript has a single exon. The coding region runs from base 1 to 1773 and encodes 590 amino acids. NCBI's taxonomy places the organism in Eukaryota, Viridiplantae, Streptophyta, Magnoliopsida, Sapindales, Anacardiaceae. The record is from RefSeq and is a predicted model, not a curated record.
AUGAGCGUUGUCGCAUUUCUUUUGCUUGAGUUACUUGCCAUAACAGCCAUCAAUUUUAGCUUCUGCAAUGGAAGCUCUUACAUGGGUUGUAUUCAAAGUGAGAGAGAAGCACUUUUAAGGUUCAAGCAAGAUCUUGAAGAUCCUUCCAACCGACUUGCAUCUUGGAAUGGUGACGGAGAUUGUUGCACAUGGGAAGGUGUUGUCUGCAACAACUUCACAGGUAAUGUGCUGGAGCUCCACCUAAAUGCAGAGUAUAAAGCAAGUUUUGGUGGUAAGAUAAAUCCCUCUUUGCUUGAUUUAAAGCAUUUGACUUACUUGGACUUAAGUGCUAAUAGUUUUGAGGGAAUUCAAAUUCCUGAAUUUCUUGGUUCUAUGGGUAGUCUAAGAUACCUUAAUCUCUCUUUAAAUGGAUUCCAGGGUAUGAUUCCUCACCAACUUGGAAAUUUAUCUAAUCUGCAAUAUCUUGAUCUCGGUUAUAUUGAUUUCCAGUCAUUAUAUGUUGAGAAUUUUUCUUGGUUGUCCGGUCUUUCUUUGUUAAAGAAGCUUGAUUUGAGCGAUCUUAACAUAAGUAAAGCCUCAAAAGAGCUUCUGGUGAUAAAUGCACUUCCUUCUUUACAGGUUUUACGUUUGUCAUAUUGUGGUCUUCAUCGCUUUCCUCUGUUGUCUUUUGUGAAUUUUUCAUCUUUAACCGUCCUUGAUUUGAGUGGUAAUAAUUUUCAAGGUACAAUACAUGAUGGACUUCAAAACUUGACAUCUCUUAAGUAUCUUGAUUUAGGUUUCAAUGAUUUCAAUUCAUCAGUACCAAACUGGUUGUACAAACUUGGCCGUCUGGAAGACCUUUCCCUUGCUGGCAACCACUGGCAAGGAACGAUUUCAAGUGCUGUAGGAAACUUGAGUUUUCUCAAAACACUUGAUCUCUCAUCUAGUAAUCUUGAAGGGGGAAUCCCGACAUCUUUUAGAAGAUUUUGCAACUUACGGUCAAUCUCUAUGUCAUUGAUGAAUUUGAAUCAAGACAUACAUGAAGUAUUAGAGUCUCUGCAUUUGGGUGGCAGCAACCUUUUUGGUCAUUUGACAAAUCAACUCGGACAAUUUAAAAAUUUAGAAUAUCUUGAUCUUAGUAACAACUCUAUUUCUGGUCCUUUUCCAUCAUCUUUGGGAGAGCUUUCCUCAUUGCGAAUUCUAGAGCUUUCAGAUAACAAAUUGAAUGGAACUCGUUCUGAAGUGCACUUUUCCGGUCUCACAAAAUUGAUAUAUUUUGGUGCAUCUGGAAGUUCUCUAAUGUUCAAACACAUUGCUGAGUUGAUCCCAACGUUUAAACUUCAAAUUUUGCGAUUGAGGUUGUGUCAUUUGGGGUCUCAAUUUCCAUCCUGGCUUCAUUCACAAAAGCAUUUACUUUUUCUAGAUAUAUCCAACUCAAGUAUUUUAGAUACUCUGCCUGCUUAUUUAUUUAAAGCCCCUUUCCAAAUUGUUAACCUGAAUCUCUCUCACAACCAAAUAUAUGGAAAGAUUCCAAAUCUAAUGGAGUCAUCAAAACUUGAUUCACUGGACUUAAGCUCAAAUAAUUUAUCAGGUCCAUUACCUCUCACACCCUUCAAAAUGCAUGAACUCAACCUUUCCAACAACAGUUUGUCAGGAUCAAUUUCUCACUUCUUGUGUUACAAGAUGAAUGAGGUAAAGAGAUUGAUGCAAAUUCUCAUCCUUAGCAAAAACUUCUUCAAAUUCUCAUCCUUAGCAAAAACUUCUUCCACGGAGAAUUACCAGAUUGUCUGGUGA